AUGUCGUCGAAACUGAUUUGCGCUCUACUGAUCACUGUCACCUACGUCCAAGCUGCUUCUGUCGUCAAAAGACAGGUUGGGCCCCUCAUUCCUCCACUGAGUAACGAGGACCCCAUGGAGCCCGCCGAAUUGGGAGACAGGGGGGUUACACUCCAAACCAUGCCAAACUUACCCUUAGGGGCUCAGGCAAUCGCUAUGAGAGCACUGAUGCGCAACCAAGCAAGCGCAACCCCCAACCCUCUGGAGGAUUUUGGCGAGCCUUCCGAGUUCGGAGAUGGUGGCGUAACUUAUCCCAACCAAGCUGCCGUUCAAACGCCGCUUCAAACUGCCGGCCGACUACCACCGGGGGGCUUAUCCAUGGAGUUCAGGAUGAUGCUGGAGGCCUUCUUGGCGUCGAUGCAAGCACAACAAACGCCCGCUGGAGCAGCAAUGCCGCCCUCAGGAGGCGCCCAACAGGCCCGCACUCCUGUCAUCGACACCCCCCCGGCUAAUCCAGCUCCAGUUAAUCCAUCAGCUCCUGUCCCACCGGCUGAUACAGCCCCUCAAGGAACCCCAGCUGCCACUGGGCCAGGGAAUCCUGUUCCAAACCCUGGUCAGCCUUCAGUCUUCGUAGUUCCAGGACAGCCGUUCUCUGCAACCGUCUAA
This is a messenger RNA of Liolophura sinensis, 645 nucleotides long. RefSeq lists its product as uncharacterized. NCBI's taxonomy places the organism in Eukaryota, Metazoa, Mollusca, Polyplacophora, Chitonida, Chitonidae. Bases 1 to 645 code for a protein of 214 amino acids. The transcript is spliced from 2 exons. The record is from RefSeq and is a predicted model, not a curated record.